This is a messenger RNA of Microthlaspi erraticum, 3327 nucleotides long. NCBI's taxonomy places the organism in Eukaryota, Viridiplantae, Streptophyta, Magnoliopsida, Brassicales, Brassicaceae. The record is from the annotation of a GenBank genome assembly.
AUGGAUCCUUCUAUCGUGCAAAAGGAAGAAGACGCAAGGCUCGUAAAGCUUGUGGAAGAUUACAUCCGUCAAGAAGAUCACAACAAGGCCAUGGAGGUAAUUGAAGAUUCGAUUUCAGUCCGUGGGAUACAGAAACUCCCCAGGGCGUUGAAUUUCCUUGAAGGCUCUGUUUUGUUUCAGCUAGGGAAUAGAAACGAGGACAUUGACUUAAAGUUUGCGUUUUUGCUGGGUUCUGGGGAAUGCUACAUGGUAAAUAAUGGGGUACACUAUUAUGCUACCAUGUCAAUGUUUGAGUUAGCCAAACAUAUUGACUCAGCAGUGUAUUACAGGAAAGCUAUAAAACACGCAAGAGCGAAUCUGUCGUUUCUUGCUUCUUUUGAUCGGUUGAGUCCGGCUGAUGAAGACGCAAAACGUACACUCGUGAACAUACUUGAGUUUGCAGAGUCAAAGAUCCGACUUGGUGUUAGUGGUAAAGUCUCUCAGCCAAAGGUAGAGAAUGUUGGAAACACGAUUAGGUCUGACUCUAAUACUGUUGAGGGUAAGAGACUGAAGUUGUAUUGGGCUGGUAUGGAUGCUGAGAGUAAAAAGAAGUUUGUGAAAGUAAGUAUUGAAGAGCUUAGAAGCUAUGUGGAGAGAUUGUACGGCAGAGAAGGAGAAGAUGCUUUGGAGCAAGUUCUUGAUUCUGCAAGAACAGAGAAGAAGUGGAGAUUCUGGAUGUGUAGAACUUGUUCAGAGAAGUUCUUUUAUCAGAGAAAGUUCAAGAAUCAUCUUGAGCAGAAGCAUGCUGCGAAGUUUAAGCCUUCUACGACGAAGCAUAUGGCUCAGAGGGUAGAUGAAGCGUGGGCUGGUUUGUUAAUUGUUGGAGAUUGGGAGCCGGUGGAUACAGUAGCUGCUGCUGAGAUGAUCAAGACUCGGCUUGAGUUUGUGAAAGCGUUUGUGUAUGAGAAUGGAUGGUCCAGAGACUGGCCUUUAGCUGCAGAUGGAGAGCGAAGGAAGCUACUCAAGGAAGUUAAGUUGCUUCUUGUGUCGUUUGAGGAGUGUAAGAUUCUUUCUUGUGGUGUUCGAGACUGGUUGAUGCGUUUUGUGAUUAGGCAUCUUGCACAGUAUGAAGUUUCAGAGUGCCGCCUAGUGGAAACACCUCAGAGUAUCUGCUUUUUGGAAUGUGGUGAGCUCAGUGAAGUUAUAGACCUUCUCAAGCUCAUCAAGUGUGAAAGGGAUGAUGGCGCAGAUGUGGUUAGCAGAGCAGUGGAUAGUUCAUUGGGUCGUGCUCGAGUUAAAGAAAAGAUUGAAUUCGAUGAUCAGUUUUCAUCUAUGCUUCUGGAUAAAAGACUGCUGAGAGGAGAGAUUUCUUCGUUUGAUGAUGAAGGGACAAUAGGUUUUUGUGGUGAGGAUGUUUACUACGCCAAGACACAUCCUCAGGGAGAUGAUUUCAUAACCUGGUUGCUUGACUUUCCUCUGAUAGAUGAGAGCUUUGAGUUUCCGAGAUCUAUCAGAGCAUACAAUCUUGAUAUAUGGGUUGCUGUUCUGAGAGCCAUUCACUUCACGUGUAGGGACUUGGGAGCCAAAUAUGCAAAGAAGUUGAAUAUCUUAGGUUAUGAUGCAUGUCUUGUCGACGCCAUAAACCUAUGUGUAUGCGAGAAUGAAAGGAGAAACAAUGUUCCGGAACAUGAAUGGAACAAAUAUGCAUAUCUUCUACACAAAGAAUGUGAAGAGCGUGGAACUAAGGAGCCUUACUGUUCUCUCAAUACACACAUGUUCCUGUGUGCAGUGAAAGAUGUUCUCGAAGAAGCAUCGCAUCCGACGUUUUAUUUCCCUGAUCUGGGAGAUUGUAUGAAACUUAUACAUGGGAAUAAAGAUGUCAGUGAUGAGAGAGUGUGGAAGUCCAUGGAUCUUCUGAGAUCAGUGGUCGCCAACAAGGUUCCGUUAGCCGAUUCAAAGAUUUUACUGGUUGAAAAUUCAAGGAUUAGUUUGCUAAAUGACCUCAUCAGGCUUUCUGUUUUUGACCACCGAUCUUAUAUCCUUAAUCUGCUGAAACGUUGCUUGCGGGACAAGUUAGAUGGAAUAGUAGAUAUGGAUACCAAAGCCAAGGUAGCUGCAGCAGGUGCAGAUCUUUUAUCCGAGAAAAGCCAAGAGAAGGAGAAGAAUUCAGGGUCAAAGAAAAGAAAACAUGGAAACAAGAAGAGAACUUCGACGAGCUUGUCUAGUCUUCAUGAUCCGAAGGUCAAACAUGAACAUCCUGUCAACCUUGAACCGGACGGUACGCAUCUAUCACUAGAAGAUGAUGUGGAAGAAAGUGCAGUGGAGCCAGAAUGUACCAAUGAGACGGCUAAAGAUAUGCAAACCAUGCCUGGACAGGAGUCACUGUCGAAACCUUUGGAGUCAGCACUUCGAGAAGGUCCAGCCAGAAGCAAUUUAGCUCUUGACAUGACGCUGAAGGCACUCUGUAACAUUAAGGUUCUUAAAGAGUAUUUGGUGCACAAUCGGAAUCAAUUUCCUGACAACAUGGAAGAACAAGUCCCUUUUGCACUAGGGAAUUUCUUUGCUGCUUUUGCCUCGAACCAGAUGAAAGAAGAGGGACUCUACAGUUACCUCCUCGGCAACGUACUUGCUUCCCUAGAAGAAGCUCAUUUAAUGUCAAGUAAUGCUUCUGAGCUGCUCGUAGCCAUCCUUGAGUUCUGGCCUUGCUGGAAAAUUCCAGAAAUACAAAGCGUGGUAACUCAUCUUUUUACAGUGGAAGAAUAUGAACGAAUGAGUUGUAGCAAAUGCAGAAAGAAGCCAAAUUAUCCAGAGCAGAGUUCUUAUGGCAUCGUUAUGGCUGCAGAUUCAAUCAGAGACUUGAAGUCUGCUUUUGGGAAAAUUAAGUUUGAGGACAUCCUUAAGGUGAUUCGAAUGGAAGAGAAAAUGUUAUGUGACAUUAAAACCGGAGGCUGUGGAAAGGCAAACUUUGUUCAUCACAUUAUAACUACACGCCCUCCUAUAUUCACAAUCGUUUUGGAAUGGGAGAAGGAUGAAACUGAAAAGGAAAUAUCUGAAACAACAAAUGCUUUGGAGUGGGAGAUAGAUUUGAGCACGCUAUACGAAGGCUUACAAGCAAACACAAAGUACCGGCUUGUGUCAAUGGUUGGUUGUGGUGGUGAAGACGGAGAACACAUUUGCAUGGCUUUUAAAAAGAAUCGGUGGGUUAGUUUCAGACAUGAAGCGUUAGCAAAAAAGGCUGUUGGUAGCUGGAAGAGUGUAGUCAAAUUCUGCGGAGAGACAAAGUUUCGGCCAGAGAUUCUGUUUUAUCAAGCUGUAUUAGGAAGUUCCGGCGAGAACUUUGAUGUAUAG